UUCUAAAAAUAUCACACUGUUGUAAAUGUUUAAUAAAUUUGGAAAAGUAUCAUUUAAAAUUGCCCGCUGUUUGAGAUAUACUAAAAUGAAAGUAUAUUGUGUUCAAUUUACCGGAAAAAAAUAUUAGCCUUACAACAAGUACAUGCAAGAAAUGAUAUGUAAUGUUCGAAAAUAGCUUAUUGUUAUUUCAUUAUAUUAAACCACUGUUGAAGAUGUUUUAAGUAAAAGUAAUAUAUGAAAGUUUUUGUACAUUUUCUACGGAUUUAAUCCACCGCAUAUUUUUUUUUCGACUUUGCAUUUAGGUUAUAAGGAAAGUAUAUCGUAAUAAUUCAUUGUUCUUCAGUAUAAUUUACAAUAAUGUCUUACAACGAGGAAGAGUUAAAAAUGUUACAACAAUUGUUGCCUAAUGCCUCACCAGAGACAAUAAGAAAUUUUCAAUUAUGUAUGAAAACCGAUGCUGUCUAUCGUUGUGGAAUUCCUUGUGGACUUGUAUCUGGAAUAGCAAUGUAUUUUAUGGCUCCUAUACCAUCAGGAAUCAUGAAAAAAUGUUCAGCAAUUCUUGUAGGUACGCUAAUGUCUGCAGUUGCAAGGGCAUUCUGUGGUCCAAUGUGUUAUCAAAAAGCGUUGAGUAUUGAAAAAAAACAGUUAGGCCAGUUUGGUGAUUUUGAUCAGCAAGAACAGCAGAGUAAAUAUUUAGUAUCUCCUGGUGAUAAUUUGGAGGAGGAGAAACCAGUGUGGGAUAGCUUUGAUACCAGAUUUGAGAACAGUUUGGAUGAAUUUAAUGAUACGAAUGACAACAAUUUACAACAAGAACUAAGAAAUGAGCCGCAGGAAAAGGCGCGCGUGACAUAUGAUGAUUUGUGGAUACAGCAUAGAGAGCAACAAAUGAAGAAUAGUAUACAGAAGUUACGUACAGAUUUGGAUCACAAUUAUUCUUUGAAUGCUGAAAAGAGAGAGUCAUUUAAAAGACAACAGAAAAGACUUCCAAAAGAAUCAACUGAAACGGAAUUUGAGAAAGAUACGUGGAAUUGAAAUCAAGAGAUAUUUUCUCUCUUCUUUUCUUUUUUGUGGAUAUAUGAAAGUGAUGUAUGGAAUCAAGAUAAACAUCAGGCAAACAUCUUAUGAAAAUAUAAAGUGAUCAUAUAUGGCAUUGAGAGAGAAACAAAUAUGGCAUUGCAAAUCUGAAAUACUGAUAAUACUUUAAUUUGGUUAAAUCACGAUGUGAUAAUAUCUGUACAAAAGUAUACUUUACAUAUAUCAUACUGUAUAAGAAGUAUACUUAUGUUGAUAUAAAACAUGAAUGUGAUGGAGAUAGAAAAAUGUUUAACGCAAAUUCUUGAGGAGAGCAAUCUUCUUAUAUUCUUAUUUGAUCGUUGUUAAUAUAUUUUCGCAUAUUUAAUAUGUACUAAUUUACUUUUUGGUAUUGAGAAUGUCUAACCAGCAUUCUUUGCUGCGAAUGCUUCUUUUCAUUACAUGUAUUAGUUCGAAUGUUACGAACGAAUAUAUAUGUACAUGAUCGGAAAGUUAAUAUAUAUUACUGUAUUUCAAGUCGAAUAUUUUCGUAUUUCAUGUUAGACACUUAAUAAUUAAUUUUAGUGCAAAAAAAAGUUAUACGUUUAAAUGUAUGGUUAAAAUAAAAAUUAUAUACAUAUUUACAGUCGUAAUUUUACGACUUGGAGAUAUUAUUUG
Molecule: messenger RNA, 1689 nt
Organism: Frieseomelitta varia
Lineage: Eukaryota; Metazoa; Arthropoda; Insecta; Hymenoptera; Apidae
Exons: 6
Coding region: 358-1032 (224 amino acids)
Source: RefSeq, a predicted model, not a curated record